This is a messenger RNA of Porites evermanni, 9630 nucleotides long. The record is from the annotation of a GenBank genome assembly. Lineage: Eukaryota; Metazoa; Cnidaria; Anthozoa; Scleractinia; Poritidae.
GUGUGAAGACUACCAGCGGUCUCACGUAAAUACCCGCUAAAUAUAUCUUCACGGGAGGUUGUCUCUGAUUGGUAGUCGUUCGCCAAGCCUCGCCAAGCAGCACCACAGGUAGCCCAGCUAAAGCCUAUACAGACUUACAGUACAACCUAUAAAACGGCCGAUAAAUCGGCCCAUAGACCACACAGGAGAGACGUAUCACACAUUUCAUGUAAGGCAAGCUGUUUUUUUAUUGAAAUUCUUUCAUUUUCGUACGUUACAGAAACGAUAGGUUUUUUCCCCAUACAAAUCCUUAUAUUUUGAAUGUUACGUAACAACGCCGAUGCUCGCCGAUGCUUGCCUUCGAGGUUGGGCUAUCUGUGGUGGCACCGGUUCACCGGUUCACGGUUCGCCGGUUCUUAGUUUGGUCGUGACCAUGAAAACUGAAAGCCAACGGCUCUUCUUCUGUUUUCAGAACUGCAUCACUGUGACUCAGUGUGGACAUUUGUUUCUUAUGCCGAACAGUUGUCAUCUUUAGGUCCUUGAGUUUUACUCUGUAGCAGUUUCUUCAUGGCGCUAGACUUCGUGGCGGGAUGCCUUGGAGGUUAGUUCAAUGAUGAGGCUUUAGCUUAAAUUAAUUUUGCUACCGCGGGGAUUUGUGAAAAGAAAUUAAUUUGUGCGAUUGUGGUUAAUACUCAUUCUGUUUAUCAGGACUAUCUGGAAUUGUAGUUGGCCAUCCUUUCGACACUGUAAAGGUAUAAAGUGAUUUUUAAUAGCUGUUAAUAGUAGCUCUUCACGGGCCAACUUUUUCUGUCCACACAUGCGGUCGAGAUCGAUAUUUUUCGUUUGAAUUGUUUUAUUUUCCUGGCUUCACAUUUUUAGGUUCGCCUUCAAACUCAAGUAACCAGACGAUACUCCGGGACAGUGAAUUGUUUUGCUCAGAUAAUAAAGCAAGAAACGGUAAGACGAGACAGAGGAUUAUUUAAGCUUAAUGGCGCGGCCUAUUCAUAAAAUUGUAUGCAGCGUUUGUUGUUUACACGCAACAGGGUAGACUUGCUACAGGUCAUAGGAAGUUGAUAAAUUUACGUAAUUUCCUAGUAUGCGACAAUAUUUAACUGUUCUUGUGGUCUCUGUGGUAUACUGACGUUUUUCAAGUGGCGUAGUUUGCCGGGUGAUACGAGUGAAUAUUUUUCUUGGCAAACCUUCGAAAGAAUUAGCGAAAAGACACUCGACACUCGAUGAAAUUUGAUUGAAAGGAAUAGUUUGUGUAUCGUUUGUACUUUGUAUUGCCUUCCUUGCUUCUAGAGACUUCUGGCUGUUUUUUCUAUUCAAAUCUUGCAAGGCUUUCAUUGUGUCCUCUGACUUGCAAAUCCAGCAUCAUUGUUCUCUAACGGUUUGAUGAAAGGGCUGGGGUGUAAUAAAGUCCAAGGAAAUGUUACAGAUUUUAUAUGGAAAAUCUAAAGCAAGCCACUGGAGAAAUUUAUGCACAGGCACGCCCCGAAAAUUUUUUAGCACAAUUCUUUGCUUUGUAGCUUUAUUUAACAAUUGAUAUUUUUUUCAGAACAGCCUUUUUACGGAAAUUAUUUGACAUUAGAUUCUCAUACAAACACUGUAAUUUCUCACACAUUUGCCUACUCGUCAAGAUGGCGUCGAAAACCGUGACGAGGUCUGUAUACGCAAAUAUGUAGCAUGGAAUUGACAUCUCAAUUCUUAGAUGCAUAUGAUGAUAGUGAAAAGAUAGAUGAUACCAGAUAUGUCCCUAGCUCAAAUAUGAGCCCCUGGUUAGCUGUAUUGGAUAAGUGCCAGUCUGUCGAGUGGGAGACCAAGGGUUAAAACCACUCAUGGUCUUUAUGAAUAACUUAGAAGAAUAAGGUGCCUUAGUGGUGAAAUCUACAACAGUUGGAAUUUCUAGUCUUCUCAGACAUGGAUAAUAAACUGCUGGUUAGUCCUGUUUCACAACUCUUGCUCACUUAGAAUAUGUUGUUUGUAUAGAGCGGGGAUGUGUCCCCCAGUGUGGUCGUCAUAUAUAUCUUUGCAAGCAUGUGGUCUGCAUGGCUGGAUUAGCUUGAAGGGCUUCUUAUUGAAUGAGAUCAUAAUGAGAUCAGGGGUACCCAAUGAGAAUAUAGUUCAAAACCACUUAAAUAUAGCAUUGUUGAACGUAUUUUAGUAUUUAAACGGUAGAUAUAGGUAUAUUUUUAUGCCAUAAAACUUUUUCAUCUGUUUGGAUUUGCUAGCUGAAAGUCUUUGAUCGAAAGUUAUAGGGAUCAAAACUUACCUUUUCGAAAAUAAUUUCAGCCAGAAAAAAGGCUCCCGAAAAUUCUAGGUGACAUUUUCAGGGUAAAAAUCAGUUAAAAAUGGGCAAUUAUACCAUUUUUGGGGGGUUCGGAAAACCUAGGAGAGGCUGCCAAGCAAGAAAUUUAACAACAAAUGCUCUGAAAAUUCUAGAUCCCAAAUAAUCUUCCGAACAGAUAUUUUCCAAAAAUUGUUGUUGGGUGCCCUCAAUGAGAUGAUAAUGUACAUACAGUUAACUCUCUGUUAACGGACACCUAUAUUGGAUGGACACCUCUCUUGGUCCCAGCCGUUUUUCAGUCAUUUUACUGUAACUACACUCUCUAUAAGACGGACUUAUAUCUAAGCUGGACAACAGACACUUGAAUCCAUCAAUGGACAAUUGGGAAGUGCUUUAUGUUCUAAAAAAUAGCCCAAAACGGAAAUUCAGGUGCUAUCUAAAUGACCGUAAAUUGUAAAAUGGUUGAUAUUUUGAAGUCUUGCUCAAAGUGUAUACUGCCAUGAUUUUUGAGCAUAAAGCUGUGAACGUUUGUUUGUAAUAGCGUUUGAUUGCACAAUGAGAAAAUAAUUCCACUUUUCUGUUACAAUGUUCCAGUUUAAGCUGUUUUUUACAAGUUUAACAGACAUUAUUCAUUGCGAAUAGGUUCAGCUGUAAAAAUUAACAGUGUCACAUUGUAAUAAAGUCCAAGGAAAUGUUACAGAUUUUAUAUGGAAAAUCUAAAGCAAGCCACUGGAGAAAUUUAUGCACAGGCACGCCCCGAAAAUUUUUUAGCACAAUUCUUUGCUUUGUAGCUUUAUUUAACAACUGGUAUUUUUUUCAGAACAGCCUUUUUACGGAAAUUAUUUGACAUUAGAUUCUCAUACAAACACUGUAAUUUCUCACACGUUUGCCUACUCGUCAAGAUGGCGUCGAAAACCGUGACGAGGUCUGUAUAUGCAAAUAUGUAGCAUGGAAUUGACAUCUCAAUUCCUAGGUGCAUAUGAUGAUAGUGAACGGAUAGAUGAUACGAAAUAUGUCCCUAGCUCAAAAUAUGAGCCCCUGGUUAGCUGUAUUGGAUAAGCGCCAGUCUGUCGAGUGGGAGACCAAGGGUUAAAACCACUCGUGGUCUUUAUGAAUAACUUAGAAGAAUAAGGUGCCUUAGUGGUGAAAUCUACAACAGUUGGAAUUUCUAGUCUUCUCAGACAUGGACAAUAAACUGCUAGUUAGUCCUGUUUCACAACUCUUGCUCACUUAGAAUAUGUUGUUUGUAUAGAGCUGGGAUGUGUCCCCCAGUGUGGUGGUCUAUCUUUGGAAGCAUGUGGUCUGUAUGGCUGGAUUAGCUUGAAGAGGGCUUCUGAUUGAAUGAGAUCAUAAUGAGAUCAGGGGCACCCAAUGAAAAUAUAGAUCAAAACCACUUAAAUAUAGCAUUGUUGAACAUAUUUUAGUAUUUAAACGUUAGAUAUAGGUAUAUUUUUAUGCCCUAAAACUUUUUCGUCUGUUUGGAUUUCCUAGCUGAAAGUCUGUGAUCGAAAAAUUAGAGGGAUCCAAACUUACAUUUUCGAAAAUUUCAGCCAGAAAAAAGGCUCCCGAAAAUUCUAGGUGACCUUUUCAGGGUAAAAAUCCGUUAAAAAUGGGCAAUUAUAUCAUUUUUGGGGGGUUCGGAAAUCCUAGGAGAGGCUGGCAAGCAAGAAAUUUAACAACAAAUCUUCCGAAAAUCUAGAUCUCAAAUCGUCUUCCAAACAGAAAAAAAAUUGUUGUGGGGUGCCCUGAAUGAGAUGAUAAUGUACACACAGUUAACUCUCUAUUAACAGACACCCAUAUUAGAUGGACACCUCUCUUGGUCCCUGCCGUUUUUCAGUCAUUUUACUGUAACUACACUCUCUAUAAGACAGACUAAUAUCUAAGCUGGACAACAGACUCUUGAAUCCAUCAAUGGACAAUUGGGAAGUGCUUUAUGUUCUAAAAAAUAGCCCAAAACGGAAAUUCAGGUGCUAUCUAAACGACCGUAAAUUGUAAAAUGGUUGAUAUUUUGUAUUCUUGCUCAAAGUGUAUACUGCCAUGAUUUUUUGAGCAUAAAGCUGUGAACGUUUGUUUGUAAUUAGGGUUUGAUUGCACAGUUAGAAAACAAUUCCACUUUUCUGUUACAAUGUUCCAGUUUAAGCUGUUUUUUACAAGUUUAACAGACAUUAUUCAUUGCGAAUAGGUUCAGCUGUAAAAAUUAACAGUGUCACAUCACCUUGACUCUUUACAAGCUGGACAUCUCUCAAAGACAGACAGUCAGCACUGGUCUCGAGGGUGUCCGCCUUAGAGGGGGUUGACUUUUGACUGUCAGCCUAUUUUCUGGGCACUGGAACCCUCUCUCAGGAACUAAGGAACACAAGAAUGAUCCAUACAGAAACUGUGUGUUCAUUGUACAAUAGUCAAAAUAGAAGGAUUCAUAUGGGGAAACCAAUGUGGUUAUACAAAUAAGGAAUGAAUUCUGAAUAAGAAAAACUGCAUACCUCAUUUUUACCUAGCUUCGUGAUUGUGCUUCUUGCGCAGUUUGCUGGUCAGUGAUUGACAUUUUUGUUGAGUGGAUUUAGAUUUUACUGUUUCCUUCUCCAUUCACCCUUUCCCCAGCAGGGCUGUCAUUAAUGGUCAGGGAUCAGUGAUUUCCACCAGCUGUUAUGAAUAUGACUUGUGGCAACUUCGAAGGUCACAACUUUUAAAGGAAAAUAGAUUACCAAAUGAACCUCCUAGAUGUUAAAAUUCCCACGCAUUGAGUGCAUUUACAUUGGCAACUUGAAAUUUUAAAGACAGCCCUGCCCAAGGUUGGAUGGUUAAACAAAGUGACUGUUACUAAGUCGAUGCACUGAAGGAAAACAGCUAUAACUUUUUGACUUGAUAAUCUCUGUUAUCUUGAAAUCCUACGAAAGGGGUGUUGGAUUGUAAAAUCUGUGACUCACCAAGACACAGAGAAGUUGCAAAAAAUCUAGAAUUUGCAGCAAAAAGGCUUGUGAAAGAAUCACAGUCUCAGUCUCAUUCCAACCACUCAAAAUACAUCAUGGAUAAGAAUUUUGUGUUUAUUUUAUCCUCCUGAUAGCACCAGGUGCAAAUUCACCGAGAGACAAUCAUUGUCUUGCAGUCUCUUCACCAGUUCUGUGUGAAAUGAAAAGCAACCUAUAACAGGCACUUUCUCUGUCCCAGUGAAGAGUUAGUUUAUUUAACACUUUAGUUUAAUAAUCGCUGCUUUAGAAUCUGCUGGUCCCUUAUGACUUAUUUUUGCUAGUUGGCAACUAGAAAAUGUAUGUUUUUGCUGCAUGCUCUGAUUCUUGGUACCCUGGAUUUUCUAGGUUCAGUGCUUGUGGACUCCUUCAAAAUUUUUUUUUCUUCUUUAAGCUCAUCCCUGAGGGGCAUAGUUGUUUUAGUAUUUACCAAAUCGUUUAAUGGAUAAGAAUGAAAAAUUGUGUUCUUUUAAAAAUGGAAGAUUUCAGUGAGAAAGAGCUUUGUUUACUUUUUAAUUGCACUUCUUAAUGUAAAAUAUUUGGGUAUUUUGUCUGGUGUCUUUUCAUGAUUUUGUUUCAAAUUCAGUAAGAAAAUAAUUUUCCAGCCACUAACAAGACAAAUUGUGUUGUUUUCUUGGUAUUUUUGGAUAUGAGCUGCAUCCUUCAUCACUAAAUAUUUUUUUUUAAGAAACUGUUGUAAAACAAGAUGUGGGGCUCAAAAUUAAUUUUUUUGGAUAACUAGCCCUUUGGGUUAGUGGGCAUAAAUUUGACUAACCAAAUUAGAAAGAUUGUUACCUAUGGAUGGAUUGGUUUCAAACAGUGUUUGUUUAGACUCAUCAAUCUGUAACCAGGUGAAUGCCUUUUUUCAUUCUUCACGGAAAAUUCCUUCUUCUUGUUUUCGCUUUUCUUAUAAAAAAUUUGUACCACUUUUGAAGAGCCUUCCAUAGCGUUGUAAACUGUACUUGUUCUUUGCUGUUUUUCACAAUCUUACAUUUCCUCUUCACAACUUUAGUGCAGCCACCUCGUUCUGCAAAAGCUUUCCAGGGAUCUCUGCAUCUAAUGUGUAUAAUAAAUAGGUUGAACAAACGAGCCACUUCCAAAAGAAAAAAAAAACACAGAAAUUAUGCAAAUGUUUGGACAAUCAUUGAACCAAUCGAAAUCACUACAUGGUUUUCUGGUCGUGACGCCACUGCGUGGCAUUAACAGCUGGUCGAUUCAGACAUUAGUGAGGGAGUGAAAAUGACUAGAAGUAAUCUUCUGAAAUUCAUGCUACGGCUUUAAAUAAUAAUUUAUUAUCUGUUUCUCCCAUGACAGGUAUCUGGUCUGUACAAAGGCAUGUUAUCUCCAAUGGCAGGGGUAGGCCUCAUAAACGCCAUCAUAUUUGGUGUGCAAGGUAAUGUUUUGCGGUUUCUGGAGCCAGGGCUAUCAAGCCAGUGUAUUGCUGGUGGAAUUGCAGGUGCUGUUCAAUCGAUCGUCUGUUGUCCAAUGGAGCUGGCAAAAACCCGUGUACAAGUUCAGAACUUGGCAGGAAGAACUGGGCAGAGAUACCAUGGCUCAUUCGAUUGCUUACAAAAAAUUUACAAACAAGGUGGAAUUAAAGGCUGCUACAGGGGUAUGGCUUUGACUCUUAUAAGAGAGACUCCUUCCUUUGCUAUUUAUUUUGCAACCUUUGAAUUGUAUUGCGCUGCAUUGAUACCCAGAGGCCAAGACAUGGAUUGUAUCGGACCUCUUGGACUGUUAUUUGCUGGAGGAAUGGCCGGCAUCUCUUCUUGGUUUUUCACUUAUCCAAUAGAUGUUAUAAAAUCAAGAUUCCAGGCAGAUGGUGAUGGAAGAGAUCGCAGAUACCAAAGUAUACUGGAUUGUGUUAGAAAGACAUACCGAAGUGGUGGGUUACAUGCCUUUUCACAGGGACUUACUGCCACAAUCCUUCGGGCAUUUCCAACUAAUGCAGCCACAUUUGCAACAGUUACAAUAACUCUUAGAUUUGCAAGAAGCUAUGACAAACAGCUUGAACUUGCUUAAUUAUUUUUCUAAUUACAUACAGAGGGAUUUAACAUUGGUAUGUGACUUUUGAGGGAAUGAAGUUUAAGGGGGUUCAUUCUGCAAAUUUUUUUUAGUGCAACAAGGAAUGUUCUCCCUGUUUUUCAGUCCAACAUGUGUAAACAGGCCUUGUUGAAAGCCCUCUUGCUCCUAUUUCUGGUUAUAAUUUGCUUAAGACAAGGCGUUUUAAAGCAUGGCGAGAACAUAAUACUGAGAAAUAUUUUUGAUAAAUUCAAUUUUGUAAUUGUGCAGCCUUUAAAAAAAGGACAAGACAACUUGUUUUACUAACAAGCCAGCUACAUAUUAUGGUAAUGGAUAAAGGCUAAAGAUGCAUAGAAAAUAUUUUUUAUUGACUACUAGCUGUAACAUAUUAUUGUACAGCAUCUUCUAACCAAGAUGUGAUUAUCACUUAUUGUUAGCAAAUUGAACUGUUAAAAUCCUCAUAUUAACAACCUUUAUUUGAUUAUCACAACUCGAUGUUUCUUGCAGGUUCAUAAAAGUAAGUUGUCGCUAAAAGAUUUAAAAGCAGUCAUUUUGAGUGUAGCUCUUCAUUGGUGUGAGGUCUCUAAGUUAAUGUGAAGGGUUUCCAACAAAAUGUUGCUUUUGAUUCUCUUUUUAGUGGACAUUAAAUGUAAUAAAACGACGGAAUUUUGCAUUUUAAAUUUAACAAAUAAGUUAAUUAGUGGAAGUAGAUGAGAUGUUUCAUGUUUGACAUAAGACUGGCAGACAGCUGGUUCUGAAUAACCUAGUCAUAUUCCAGCAAUUAGUCAGCUCUCUCUAAGUGGACACUUCUAUAACAUGAGGCUACAUUUUACAGACAGUCAUCAAACAAUGGCCCCCCAGAAUUUUCUCAUGUCUAGCUUUUAAUUCAUCCAUGACUUUACCAUUUUUAAGAUGAACUAAAAUCCUCUGGAACAAUUAAUGUCUCAUAACUUCCUUACAACUUCAUGUACUUUGCUUGAUGUUGGACUGCAUCAGUUUUUGUCUUGUAUGACCAAAAUGAUGAGUUCUUCAGAGAUUUGUGCUUACAUAAAAAAUGAAUUAUCUUUUGCCCUAAAACUGACCCAUAGAGGUGUUUCUUUCAUCUCUUCUUUCUCACGUUUUUAGGACUUCUCGUACACCUCUGUAAACCUGUCCCAUGCUGGUGAUGUACAUCUUUGAGAAAGUUGACUGUACUUCUGAUAUUUUAUGUAAAAGGAAUUUAAAUUGUGGGCUCAACUUAAAUUAAGCCCACCACACAUUAUGCUACAUUGUGGAUUAUACCAUUCCACCCCCCCCCCCCUUUUAUUGAGAGGACGGAACCGCUAUUAAAGUGAUAUACAUAAUUUCUCCAUACCAAAUUUAUGUGGUGUAACAUUAAGAAUUUCUCAAUAUUCUUGGGUAAAAUAUUAUUUUAUUUAUAGUUUAGUGCACAAGGCAAGUUUAGUCAUUUAAGAGGUUGAGGGGCCCCUUUGCACUAAAGUAAAAUAUUUUGUUUGUCUCUACAUAAAUAGUGAAAGAUUUUUGGGAAACAACAUCUCAGCCUCCUGUUAAACCAUUAUUGUUUUUGGUGACAAGAGAUGAUGUAGAAUAAUAUUAUAUGUCUGUUGUAGUUAAUUUUUUAUCUCAGGUAAUUUUUGUUUUUCUUUUGUUUUUGGGUAUGAUAAUGUAUGCUAACGAAGUUGAAACAAAGGAAAAAUAAAGAUUACCUGAGAUAAAAACUUAACUACAACAUGUCCAUUCACCAUUUUCACAUAGACCUUCCCCCACAUAUUUUGCUUAACCAUUUUUUCCAAUUUCUCCUGAGUAUUACAGUCGUCCCAAGGAAAUCGAAGGCAAUGGUCAUGCCAAAUUUUGAGGGUAAACAAGGUACAUUAUGGUGUAUGUGAAAAUGGUGGAUAUUGUUUAUUCCUUUCUGAACACCAAGUGCUAGCAUCCAAAACUCUGCCUUAUAACAUGCCUUAGUGGCACUUAAAAAAUGAUAGACUGGUCGUUGUAAUGUUUUUUAUUGUUUUUGGCAUUUGAUCCCGAGAUUGAAAAUUAAGUAGAAUUUCAAAGUGGUUUUUGCACUUUUUAAGCACAAUUUUUUCACCAGAAAAAUAAGUCAUUUCUGAGUUCCCCUCAGGCCUCUGUUUCAAAACGAGGGUAGCCUUUGAUAUGGAAAUCAUUUUUCACUCUCAUGCAAAUAAAACUCAUUUUCACAAGAAAGAGUGUGCACCUAGCCUCAUUUUGAAAGUGAGUGUUUUUGGAACUCGGAAGUGGUCUAUUGCUUUAAGUGCAGAUGGGCCCUUAGUCUAGUAUAAAAUAAUAUUUUUGAAUAUUUUAAAAAGUUGUAAUAGGGUAACUUUAUUUAUUUCUCCUGUAAUAAAACUUGCCUGAGAC